Molecule: messenger RNA, 2720 nt
Organism: Xenopus tropicalis (tropical clawed frog)
Lineage: Eukaryota; Metazoa; Chordata; Amphibia; Anura; Pipidae
Exons: 17
Coding region: 423-2714 (763 amino acids)
Biological process (GO): innate immune response; inflammatory response; regulation of apoptotic process
Cellular component (GO): canonical inflammasome complex
Molecular function (GO): metal ion binding
Source: RefSeq, a predicted model, not a curated record
CAAUUUUGCCCGCCACUAGGAAAUACCACGAAGUAGUGUGUGACAGGGCAGUGGCGGAACCCAUAGACCGGGCAGUGGCGGAACCCAUAGGCGGGGACCCAUAGGCAGAGCAGUGGCGGAACCCAUAGACAGGGCAGUGGCGGAACCCAUAGACCGGGCAGUGGCGGAACCCAUAGACCGGGCAGUGGCGGAACCCAUAGGCGGGGACCCAUAGGCAGAGCAGUGGCGGAACCCAUAGACAGGGCAGUGGCGGAACCCAUAGACCGGGCAGUGGCGGAACCCAUAGGCGGGGACCCAUAGGCAGGGCAGUGGCGGAACCCAUAGGCAGGGCACAAGCAGAGUUGACAGGUCCUCACUGCGAACUUGGGGCUCAUUUAGUGAAAGGGUAUCCGCUGCUGUUAGCACAAACCUGGUGAGAGGAAAUGGCGCAGGCAGAACCCCUUAGGGCCACAGUGGAGGAAAAAGCCCUGGGGGCGCUACAGGGGACCCUAGAGAGAGUCAGUAAGAAUAAGUUCUGUUCGAUAAAGAAGAAGCUGAAGGACUGGCAAAUCCCAGGGAGGCAUGAGCGGAUCCCGGAGAGCAGCCUGCAGUGCGCACACAGGGCUGAGCUUGCCAGUCUCAUUAUCCGCCACUAUGGGGCGCACUAUGGGGUUGAGCUUGUGCAGCAGGUACUGGAGGAUGUUGGGGACCAAGAAGGAAGCAGGGAGCUAAGGGAAUUCCUGGAACGGGAGGGCACUUCAUUCAUGAGUUGGUGGAAAUGGAAGUCACGUUUCCCUCACCUGUCUCCCAAUGACUUGGCCCAGGCAGGAUUCUAUUAUGUGGGGCCCGGGGACCGGGUGAGGUGCUUCUCCUGCGGGGGGGAGGUGGAAAACUGGCAGCCUGGGCACGUGCCCCUCUCCCAGCAUGGACUCGCCUUCCCUUACUGCCCCUAUGUGCGGGGUAAGAUGGGAAUGGAUGCAGGAAUAGUGGGGCAAAUGCAGAAACUAUCCCUAAAACAUCAGCCUGUAUACCCUGACAUGGCAGAGGAAUGGGACAGGCUGGCCACUUACCGACCGGGGCCCUGGUACCCAGGAGAGCAGCCCAAGCAGGACCAGAGCCGGAUCAAGAUGAUGACUCAGGCAGCAAGUAUUGCGCCUUCCAUGUAUGAAACACAGGUACCUUUCCCAGGUGGGAAUGUUUUAUUUCCGGGGCCUUUUGUGCCCACAUUCCAGUCAGGCCCUACAGUUGGAGGUGUUGAUCCUGAGGUGCAGAAAAUGAAAGAAUCUUUUACAGGUGGUGGUAUCCAACAUCAGGGACCUGUCCCAGGUGUUAAUAUUUUGUUUCCGUUGCCUGUUGUGGGAACAUUUCAGUUAGCCGUUACAGGAGGCGGUAUCAAUAAUCAGCAACCUUUCCCAGGUAGUCAAAUUAUUUUUCCUGUGCCUAUUACAGUGAUGCCAGGCCCUACAGUUGGUUUAGUUGGUGGUGUUCAGGUUCAGGUGCAGAAAAUGGAGGGCUCUUCUACAGGUCAGGAAAAAGCACCUUCUGCAGUAAAUGAAGGCGGAGCUUCUGGAGUGCAGGAAGCGUCAUCCAUUAAUUGGCUCUAUGGAGGAACAGUGGAGUGUGUUCUCUGUGGAAAGAUCCCCCCUCAGAUGCAUUUUAAUGCUCCUAUGAUCGGACAAACAUACAGAGCACAUCUGCCAUGGAAAGGACUCUUCCGCUGCAUUCAUACAGGAAUACAGUUUUUUGUGAAUACCCCUGCCGUAAUUGACUUUGAACUUGUCUCCUGGGGCUGCUACUCAAAACACCUGCAGGAAAACAGAUUAGAGACUGUCGGCCCUUUGUUUAACAUUAGAGUGCUGUCUGGGCAGGUAUCAGCCGUGUAUCUCCCGCACUAUGUGUGUCUGAAAAAAGGUGGAGAUGUUGAUGUUAAGAAAUUUAAAAUCAUUCAUUACAAAGCUAACGGCAUGACCCUGGAAACACCGUCAAAAAUUGAACCUUUUUACGUUGCCCUGGAAAAACCCACCUUCUCUUUAAUGGGAGUUGUCUAUAAAGUAGCAAAUCUAUUUCGAACCAAAAUUCCAACUCAUGGAGCCGUUUUUAUAUACAGCAAAUUCAUUAAAGGUUACACCAUUCACCUGUACUUCAUGCCACAGGACCACUCAGUAAGACAGGCUGUGCACAAGAAGGAGACUAACAAUGGAUAUUUUUGGGUGGACAAACCCCCGCUGACAAGAACUGUGUACACUCAAAGAAAAUAUGUUGUACAAGGACCAGAGAGCGCCAGAAUAAACCCAGAGGAUCUCAAGCUGCGUUUCGAUGCCAAGCCGGAGAUGUACAAUUACAGCGAGAUCUACCUGCCGGAUGUAGAUGAAGAAACUAUCUUAAGGGUAACAAGUGAAAGAGAAGAGAAAUCUGUGUGGUGUGCAGUGCUGAGGAAAGAAGAGCUAAUGUCAGGACAGCCGAACGUGGCAGGUGGGCAGCACUUUGUGGAUAAGCACAGGGCAGAGCUGAUUGAAAGGAUUCCCAACAUUGAUCCAGUGCUUGAUGAGCUGCUGGGUGAUGGGACCCUGACCCAGGAACAGUACGACACAGUGAGAAGCAAGGGAACCUGCCAGGAUAGGAUGAGGCAACUCUAUGACUGUGUCAGGGCCUGGGGGGAUUAUCAGAAAGACGCACUCUUUAGGGCUAUUGAAAAACACAUUCAGCCUCUUAUCAGGGAUCUAAAAAACAAAUGAAUCUGA